AUGGUUCUCCUAUCGGAUCGUUGUGAUGUUACUCCUAUGUGGAGGCGAAGCACGCGUCUUCUGUUCGCUCAUCUGUUCCCCCAUUUGUUGCAGGCGACCCUGGCGGACACAUUCCUGCAGGAUCUGGAAGACCUGGAGUUUGAGGAAGAAAGUAACUUUGUCGAUUUUGGUGCAGAAAAGAAACAAGGUGAAGAAGGCGAAGGUGAUAAGAUCAGCCAGGUAGAGGAGGCCAAGUUCCAGGAGGGUGACUACGAAGAAAUUGUUGAUGCGAUCGAAGAGUUCCUAAACGAAAAGAUAAAAAAAAAGGAAAGGAAAAUAUCUGAAUUGCUCUAUGACGAGGACUUCCUCAAAAUAAUGAACAGCAUCAGGAACUAUGUCAUGGAGGAGGAGAACGGCGAAGGGGGGGAAGGUGCAGAAGGUGGUGAAGCGACUGAUGAUGCUGAAGCUGGAGAAGGCCGUCGGGCUAAAAAGCGAAGGAGAAAAGGGCAGUCAUCUGGAGAAGGCGAGGAGGUGGAUGAUCUAGAAGAAGAUGCGAAUGAGGACGCCGCCGCUUCCAACAACGCCGACGAAGUGCUGAUGGAAAAGUGCAUCGACCUGAUAAUCCAAAUAGACACGGAAAUCCUAAACAUCCACAAGUACGUAAAGGAUAUCUACUCGACGAAAUUCCCAGAGCUGGACUCCAUCGUGUAUACCCCCCUGGAGUACAUCAGCGUCGUGAGCAAAAUAAAAAACGAAAGUGAUUUGAAGAAUAUUGACUUCUCCGACAUCUUGCCUAACACCACUGUCAUGGCAAUCACCGUCGCGUCAAGUAUGACCACAGGGAUAAACCUAUCUGACCAAUCGCUAAAGAAUUGCCUGUCCUUCUGUAAUGAGGCAUUAGAAUUGAACGAAAACAGACGAAUGAUUUUGCUAUACUUAGAGAGCAAGAUGUUUCUGCUUGCCCCCAAUUUGACCAUGCUACUAGGCAGUGCAUUAACAGCUCGCUUAAUUAGCUCCGUGGGGUCGUUAAAGAAUCUUUCCAUGACAUCAUCUCAGAACCUUAUAGUGGUAGGGAGCUCGAAGAAGUCGGUCCUUGGCCUUAGCAAUGUGCGGAAGACAUUCGGAAUAGGGAUUUUAAGUACCUCCGAAAUUGUACAGAGCGUGCCUGAUGCAUUUAAAAAAAAAGCCAUCACUUUGCUAGCUGGCAAGUGUAGUUUAGCAUCUCGAGUGGACUAUUUUAAAAAAUAUUCGGAGGGACAAUAUGGGUUGCUACUACGAGAAAACUUAAUUAAUCAUUUAAUAAAAUUACAAGAGCCUCCUCCAAUGAAGCAGAAGAAAAUCCUCCCCAUGCCUGAUGAGAAGAGGAAACGAAAAAGAGGAGGCAAGAGACAUAGGAAGUUAAAAGAAAAGACGGAGAUCACUGAACUGAGGAAGCAGAUUAAUAGGCUGCCCUUUGGACCCAACUCCAAUGAAGACUUCUACACAUUCACCGAUCAAAAUGCAGCUUUGCUGAAUUCUAACCUCACCAAAUUGAAGUAUCAGUCUAAGCAGAAGGUGAAUAAUGUGGCCAAGAAAAAGAACCUCUCCGUGCACUCCAGUGGAGUAACUGGGGGCUUGUCGUCCUCCCUGAUCUUCACCCCCCUGCAGGGCAUCGAGCUGUUCAACCCGUCCGUCGUCAACCCGAGGCGGGACCCCGUCGAGAACAAGUACUUCUCUAGCAAGGCCCAAUUCCGCAAGGUGUAG
Molecule: messenger RNA, 1722 nt
Organism: Plasmodium inui San Antonio 1
Lineage: Eukaryota; Apicomplexa; Aconoidasida; Haemosporida; Plasmodiidae
Exons: 1
Coding region: 1-1722 (573 amino acids)
Biological process (GO): spliceosomal tri-snRNP complex assembly; mRNA splicing, via spliceosome
Cellular component (GO): precatalytic spliceosome; U4 snRNP; U4/U6 x U5 tri-snRNP complex
Source: RefSeq, a predicted model, not a curated record